Molecule: messenger RNA, 795 nt
Organism: Paramuricea clavata
Lineage: Eukaryota; Metazoa; Cnidaria; Anthozoa; Malacalcyonacea; Plexauridae
Source: the annotation of a GenBank genome assembly
AUGGCAGAUGGCAGAAUUAAAGACUCGCAAAUCACAGUUUCUGGUUUUCUUAAAACAGCAGAUGGUAGACAGGCUCGUUUACGCCAAAAUAUUCCAAACUGGGGAGCAUGGUGUGUAGUUGUGAGUGAAGGGAGAAUACGUGAAAAGAAUUACGACCAGUAUAUUGAGAUUGAUUUAUUAAAUCUGACAAAAAUCACAGGAAUUGCCACACAAGGACGAGAAUUUAAUGGAGGUUCAGAAUGGGUUAAGGACUAUAAAAUUCAAUAUAGAAAAGAUGGUGGAAUAUGGUAUUUUUACCAAGGAAAAGAUCAAGCUGUGAAGGUAAAUUUGAUAAAGAUGUUUCAUGGAUAGAAAUUUUUGGAUUAAAUGUACAUAUAUACAUCCUUGUGAACUUUAUAAUUAUAUUGUGCAAUACUCUGAACCUAAUUAAAAAUUAAGGUGGUAAGAGGUUGCUCAUUUUAGUUUGUGAAUAAACACAGCAAGCAUAUGGAUCAUCCAUCUGGACAAACAUUCACAAUUAGUAAACAUAGUUCAUCUCGUAAUUUGUUUGGGUAGCUUGUUUAGUAUUUACUGUACACUAGCACCGAUGAUGCAUGUUGAUUUGAGUGUUGAGGAUAUCUACUUUGUUUCAGAUAUUUCGUGGAAACACCAAUGUAUACAAUGCUGUACGACAUGAUCUAAACCCUACAAUUAUGGCAAGGUAUAUUAGGGUUCAUCCAGGUUAUGAUGUGGGUAUCAAUGCAUGUGUGAGGCUUGAGUUAUAUGGUUGUGUCACGGGUGAAAUUAAUGAAAAAG